Molecule: messenger RNA, 768 nt
Organism: Hibiscus syriacus
Lineage: Eukaryota; Viridiplantae; Streptophyta; Magnoliopsida; Malvales; Malvaceae
Product: protein TRANSPORT INHIBITOR RESPONSE 1-like
Exons: 2
Coding region: 1-768 (255 amino acids)
Biological process (GO): SCF-dependent proteasomal ubiquitin-dependent protein catabolic process
Cellular component (GO): SCF ubiquitin ligase complex
Molecular function (GO): protein binding
Source: RefSeq, a predicted model, not a curated record
AUGGAAUUACCAGAAGAAUGCUGGGAAUCAAUUUUCAGUUUCUUAGAACACCAUCGCUACUCCGAACCUCUUUCUUUGGUGUGCAAAAGGUUUCUUUCCAUUACCAGUCAUCUCCGUCGCACUCUCACCAUCACCGACCCAACCCUUGAAUCCCUCCCCAAUAUCCUCCUCCGCUUUCCAAAUCUCACCACCAUCGUUUUCCGUGAUUUCCACGUGGUUGACAUUAGCUAUCCUGACCAUGGAUGUGGGUUUUCCCCGAACGGGUCAUUGGAUUCGAAGAGUGUUUCUGGUUUGCUUACCGAUUAUGGUAUUCUUAGGUUGGCCUCGUCGCUCAAGAGUUUGCGCAAGAUUGAUCUCUCUGGUAAUACCUUCAUAACCGAUCAAGCUCUUGUUACUUUAUCGUCCAAUUGUUUGUUCUUGACUGAAAUUGGGAUUCGUGAUUGCGAUUUCAUUACCCAGAACGGAAUUGCUUUGGCUCUUCGUAAAAGUGAUAAUUUGAAGUCGAUUUUCAUCAAUGGAAUUGGAAUUCCUUCGAUUGAUGCAUGUUUUUUGGAUUCCUUUGCUUAUGCCAGAAGUUUAAGCGAGCUUGAUCUCUCCAAUUCGUUUAUAUCUGAUGAAUUGUUGUGUUUAGUAGCUGAAGCUAACCUUCCAUUGCACAAGCUUGUCUCUCUCGUUGCUUUUGUUUCACAUUUGAUGGGAUUUGUUUUCUCUUGUCCAAGUAUCCGUCUAUUACAUACUUGGAUCUUGAAGGAGCAAAUUUCCGGCUGA